AUGUCUGUCAGACUAACUCCCAACAUUUUGGUCACCGGAACGCCGGGUUGUGGGAAAACUACUACAAGUGAACUUUUGAGCAGAAACCUGAAAGGCAGCCAGUACUACAACAUUAGUGAUUUUGCAAGAGACAACAAGUGCUACGAGGGCUUUGACGAGGCAAGAAAGUCCCACAUUGUGGAUGAGGACAAGCUUUUGGACCAUUUGGAGCCUCUGUUGCGGAAAGGUGGAGCCAUCGUGGACUGGCAUGUCAACGAUAUUUUCCCCGAGAGACUGAUAGACUUGGUGGUUGUUUUGAGGUGUGACAACUCUGUUCUGUAUGAUAGGUUGGCCGAGAGAGGCUACCACGAGGCCAAGCUGCAGGAAAACAUCGAUGCAGAGAUCAUGGGCGUCGUGAUGCAGGAUGCAGUUGACUCUUAUGCACAAGAGAUUGUGGUGGAGCUGCAGAGCAACUCGACGGAGGAUAUGGAGCAGAAUGUGGAUAGAGUGGUGAUGUGGAGAGACGCGUGGCUAAAGCAACAUCCAAAGGGCGUUACAAACGAGAGGGAGGACAAACCGGAGGACGAGGAAGACGACGAGGAAGAAGGAGAAGAAGAAGGAGAAGAAGGAGAAGAAGAAGAUAGCGGUAGCGACGCCAAGGAAAAAUAG
Messenger RNA from Lachancea sp. 'fantastica', 648 nucleotides. Lineage: Eukaryota; Fungi; Ascomycota; Saccharomycetes; Saccharomycetales; Saccharomycetaceae. The record is from the annotation of a GenBank genome assembly.